AUGACUUCUAUGACAGGUCCAGAAUUUACCGAAUUUCGUGAAUUAUUUGCUAAGGCACGUUCAGUGUUGGUUUUAACAGGUGCAGGAAUAUCUGCUGAAUCUGGUGUUCCAACAUUUCGAGGAAGUGGUGGUUUUUGGCGAACAUAUCAAGCUACAGAUUUGGCUACGCCAGAAGCUUUUAAACGAUCACCAUCACUUGUUUGGGAAUUCUAUCAGUAUAGACGAGAACUUAUGCGAACUAAAGAACCCAAUAAGGGUCAUUUUGCAUUGGCCGAAGCUGAAAAACGUUUUGAAAGCGAAGGAAAACGAUUUGUUCUCGUUACUCAGAAUAUUGAUGGACUCCAUCGACAAGCAGGUUCUCAAAAUUUGAUUGAAAUGCAUGGUCGUCUUUUUACAACUCGAUGUACCUCAUGUGGUUUUACGGAAGAUAAUUAUGAUAGUCCGAUUUGUGAAGCUUUACGAAAUCGAGGAUCACCAGAUCAGGCUGGUGCUGAAAUUCCAAUAAAAGAUCUUCCUAGUUGUCGUCAAUGUCAAUCUCUUGUUCGUCCUAAUGUUGUUUGGUUUGGUGAAGCACUUGAUCGUGAUAUUGUAAAAAAAAUCGAUGAAGAAAUCGCAAAAUGUGAUCUUUUCUUAGUUAUUGGAACAUCAGCUGUUGUUUAUCCUGCUGCGGCAUAUGCUUCAUGGAUUGCAAGACGUGGCGUUCCCGUAGCUGAAAUCAAUAUUGAAUCAACUCCAUCUACAUCUGUUUCAACGUUUCAUUUCGAAGGUCCUUCUGGUGAAUUACUUCCGAUUUUGUUAGCACCGACUACAGAUGAUAAAUCACAUAAAGAUUCUUGA
This is a messenger RNA of Adineta steineri, 837 nucleotides long. The record is from the annotation of a GenBank genome assembly. NCBI's taxonomy places the organism in Eukaryota, Metazoa, Rotifera, Eurotatoria, Adinetida, Adinetidae.